Molecule: messenger RNA, 4506 nt
Organism: Besnoitia besnoiti
Lineage: Eukaryota; Apicomplexa; Conoidasida; Eucoccidiorida; Sarcocystidae
Exons: 11
Coding region: 1-4506 (1501 amino acids)
Molecular function (GO): protein binding
Source: RefSeq, a predicted model, not a curated record
AUGGCACACGGCCCGCCGUCUCUGGGCGGACACGCACAGGCCGCUGACGGAGGGAUGGGCCCUGACGGCUUCGCCGCGGUUGGGCUCGUCGGAUGCGCGGGUCCUCGCGUGCUGGUGCGCGACCCCACUGAGCCGCUGCACGCGUCUUCACUUUGUUUGCCCUCCACAGUCCUCGCCGGCGCGCCGCCGCACGCGGAGGCGCAACAGCUCUGCGUCUUGCCAGUCGGCGUGCAGCCUCCGACGGCUGCCCUCCCUCUGACUGCACAUCUCUCCGCUCUCCCUGCCGAGACGGUUCCUCCUCCUCCUUCGCCGGCCCUGCCCUUUGCGCUCGACCCAGUCUCUGCUUUAUCGCCCCCCCAGUUUCCUGCCCAUUUCCCAGGCUCGCCUGCCUCCUCUUCCUUCUACUCUUGCUCGUCUGCUGCAACUGCCUCUUCUUUCUGCGCCAGCGCCGAGCCCGCUGCGCCCAUGGCGUUCCUGCCCGCGCAGGCCGCGAAUGUAUGUACACCCGACCCGGGUGUAUGUACAUCCGCGCCCCCAGCCGUCUGUGCACCUGGACCCGCAGGAGUAUGUACACCUGCGCCGGCGGCCGUGGCGGGCCCACGUGUGUGCGGGACAGGCGGGUUGCUCCCGCUCGUUCCGCAAGUGGCGGCAUCGCUGGGCUCAGUUUCAGCUACAUCGGCCUUGCGCCAUCCUUCGUGUGCGCCGCCUCCCUUUUUCGUGUUCGCUCCGGAGAAAGACGUGCUUCCCGCGGCGCUGCCGUCGUCAGCAGCCGCGCCAGUUCAGUAUCCAGUUCCUGCUGCUACGCACCCGCCCUGCGCGUCUGCUGCGCACGCCGCAGAGCCCUUCGUGCCUCAGCCGACCGCGUCGUUUCUCGGCGAAUUCACGUCGCCGUCUCUUGCCACAGAGCACGCGGUGCGCGCGGCACGCGGGAGGGAAGGGAGCAGCAGCGCAGCGUUCGCGAACCCCGCUUCUCCCGACGUGGCGUUCUCGGGCGCUGCCGGGGAGCUGCUACCGGCCGCGCAAAGUCCGCCUGACAGCGCGCACGCGUUCGAACGGGAGAGCGACGUCGAGCAGCAGGAUGCAUGCACAGCCGGCGCGCUCGCCUCGAGCGCGCCCCGGCCGCGGCUGCUAGGCCACACAGUCACGACUUUUCCGCUCUUGAAGAAGCAGCGCGUCUUCUCCAGCGACCCGCCGGGGUCGCCCUCGCUGGCAGGGGUGCGGGCGAGCGAGGAUUUCCAGAGUUCCGCGCAGAGGAAGCUCGGAAGCGUGGCGCGGAAAGUUCACCGUCGCGUCUUCCUCGUCGGAGGCACAGAACCGCCUGACAAAGUGCUGGACGCCGCGGCCAGCCGCAUGCGCGCGGGGGCAGGCCCUGAGGUCUACCUCCAGCUCAUGGAAGAAGCUGCCCAGUCGCUGGCUCUCUCGCCCGACAUCUUCAUCGGCUUCUCGCCGUCGGAUGCGGCUGCAGCGACCGCCGCCGCACUCGAGUCCCGCCACGCUGCCUGUGCGUACGCCUCUCUAGCCUGCUCGGCGCCCUUGCCAGCUGGUCGACUGCAUACGCCCGCGCCGGCCUUGGGCAGCUUCCUCCGUCGAGAGCACUUGCGCCUCUCCCGGCUGCCUCCGCACGCCUGGCUGUGGAGACGGCUGUCUCCUCUCGCGCCGCGUGCGGCCUCCGCGACAUCGCCGGCGGCCGCCGAAGCGCGGCGGGGGCGAGCUCGCGCAGAUGCGGGAGCCUCCGAGCCUGCACGCCCUGCGUCGCCGACGGAUGUAGAGAGCUCGGGCGUGGCGGAGACGGAGGCCGUAAAGACGGCCGAGGACCCGUCCCCAAGCAGCCGAUUUUUCCACGCGUGCGCCGGUGUCACCGUCGGCGAGGAAGCCGCGGCGCUCGCCCUCUUCGGCGGCCGCGAGCAGAACGGGCGGCUCGCGGACAACCAGCUGUAUUUGCUUGACGUUACGGCGCUCUUGUCGCCGGCCGUCGCGCCGGCGUGUGUGUUGCCUGGAGCCUCCGCGUCGCGUCGGGCCUCGGAUUCGCCUCUCUCUCCCUCUUCGUCGUCGACUUCGAGUUCGCUCAAUCUUUCGGCCGCCGCGUCUGGGCCUCCACUAUCCGCUGGAGACCUCCGCUGGACGGCUCCGGGGUUCUCGGGUCCGCUGCCUGCGCCGCGCUUUGGUCACUCGCUCGUCUACUCUGAGCCGCACCUGAUUCUCUUUGGAGGCGUCGGAGGCGGGGGUCGCCUGCUGGCAGACACGUGGAUCGUUGAUCUUCUGUCUGCGUGCGGGCCUGCGGUGUCGGACGCAGCGUCUUCUUUGAGUGCUGCGUUCCCGCGUCCGCUGGUUUGGGUGAUGCUCGAUUUUUCCUCCUCGCUCGCCUUCCGGUCGCCGGCGCCCGCGCUACAGCCGCUACCGCGGUGCUUCCAUUCUGCGACGUGCUUGGCGCUCUCUGCAGCCAAGCCUGGCGAAGAGGACUUCGCCCUCCCCAGGAGCGGGAAGCGAGACGCCGACGACGGCGCCGAGCAGGAAGCGAGAGCUAUGUUGUUUUGGCAGGUGGUCGCUGGAGGCUUCACGCGGUGCAUCCUCCCCCGCCCCCGGAUUUACCUUCUGCGGAGCAACAACGACCGAACGCACUGGAACUGGACAAUUGCUCCGGUUCGCGUGAAGAGCUUUUUGGACCAGCGUUUUCUCCAUGCGGCCGUCGCCGUGGAGUCGACGCUCUUCUUGCUGGGCGGCGUGCGUGCGGCUGAUCGAGACAACUCGCUGGCGUCUCUGGUGACGUACAGCACGCUGAGUCGGCGCUCGUUGGCCUUCCCUCACGUCCUGCUCUCUGCGCAUGCAGGCGCUCAGGCGCAGCAGCUUCCGGCCGGCACGUUCGGCAUGCAAGCCUGGGAAGUCGCAGGCGAAAUUUUCGCGAUCGGUGGCCUGCGCGCGGGGGCCGCCUCAGGGGAAACAGAUGCGGAGGACGUGAACAUGGAGGACGGCGAGCUUUCGUUUUCGUUCGGCGCCGUCGACCAGGAGGACGCAGACGAGGCUGCGGCCUAUGGAGGCAUCAGCUCGCGCAAGAGACGCAGAAAACCGCCCCUCGUCAUUCGCCUCGACGCCUGCGAUUACCUGUCGUCAUACGAAGCGGAUUUGCAGCGGCUGCAGCGGCUGCGGCUGCUGCACGCGGAGGCGGGGGGCGUCUCCGCGGUGCCCGAGCCCUACGAGGUGUCUCCGUGCGAGUCCACCGACGGCGACGACGACCCCGAGGCCGACGACGAAGACAUCUCUUCAGCGUGGGAUGUUUACAGAGAAGACGACAACACUGACGAGGAAGACAGCGCGACGCAUCCCCGCGCGCACGCUUUCCCGGGUCAGCACUCAGAUGAUCCCGGGGGUCACGGGGCCCGCGGCCUUUUCAGCGUGGACGAGGAGAAAGAGAUGCACGCGGAACUUGCUGCGUUUUCCACGCUGUCGCCGCCGCACGCUGGCGGCUUGAGGACGAAGACGGCCUCCGUCGGGGCGAGCGUCGGUGACAGCUCGCCCGUCUCCUCCGCGUCGCAGGCGUCCUCCUCGCCCUCGUCGCCGUCCCCCUCCGCCGACGGCAGCCUCGGCGGUGGCGCAGGCGCGUUCGCCGCAGGUGGCGCGCCGCUUCCGUCCCUUCGGGGGCCUAAAGACAGACACGCUAGCGCAGAGGCCUGCAGCCCCCCAGGCGCGCGGAAGCGGAGCAGAGGAGGCAUGCUGCACCCGGGCGCCGCGGCCUCGCUGACGACCUUGCAGCAAGCCGCCGCAGACAGAGAGGCCACAAACAGCCACUUAGACGAGCGUGCGUUCUGCGUGACGCCAGACCGACGGCGCCAAUCGGCCCCGCGGAGGUCGCCCGAGGCGCCGAGGGCAGCUGCGGCUGCAGGAGAAGCCGGGCGCGCAGCGAGAGGGAGCCCGUCGUCGGCCUCGUCGUGCGGGACGCCUUCCUCGCGGUCGGCGUCCUGUCCGUCCUCGGUGGCAGCUCACUCUGCGUGCCCUGGAUCGUCGGCGUCUGUCUGUGUCGCGCGCGCGCCUCCGCUACGGGAUGGCGCAGAGGUCUCCUCGCUGCGGAGCCCCGGCGGCGGCGCUGCGGCUUCCACGCGGUCGCUCGCUUCGAAAGUCUACGGAAGUGCUGCGAGCCCGUCCGCGACGCGAGAGGUGUCGUGGAGUUCGGUCAACGAAAAGAAUGCAAACGCGUUCAGCGACCAGGUUGCGGCCGUCGCAUUUGUGCCUCCGCCGCCUCGCCCCGCGCGCCCGAGGCGCGCAGCCGCUCAGCAGGCGCUCGAGUCCUUCCGGGCUCUGCCGGAGCGUCCGGAGAGGCGCGACCGCGCCGCGGACGGGGUCGACCCGCCCGCAGCCCUAGCGGCCGGCGUCCGAGACAGGCGACCGCCUGCGGACGCCGCCAAGCCCGAGCGGCAGCCGGGCGAGGACCUGCCGUGUCGAGUCGAGCAGCAGGAACUUGAGCAGCUGCCGAAGAAAUCGAGGCUACAGAGUGAAGGCGCAGGACGUGGCUGA